ACAAGAAAGAUAGAGAACGACUUGUGGAAGAGGUGCUUAUGUAAAUCUUUCUACUUGGAAUACAGUUGUGUUUGUUUAUAAUCCAUAAUGGGAGACAACACUGCACUCUGCUACAAACCAUUCAAACAGCGAAAGAGUUUUGUGAGUAGAAGGGAUGAAGUUGCCGGAAUAAGAGCGAAGUUCCCUUCGAAAGUUCCCGUUAUCGUAGAGCGAUAUCACAAGGAAAGAGAUCUCCCUCUCCUGGACAAAACAAAGUUUUUAGUACCUCAAGAGUUAACCAUGAGUCAGUUCGUCACGAUUAUUCGGAAUCGCAUGUCAUUAUCAUCUACACAAGCUUUUUAUCUCAUUGUCAACAACAAAAGUUUAGCAAGUAUGUCAAUGACUAUGCAGGAAUUAUACAGAGAAGAAAAAGAUGAAGAUGGCUUUCUUUACAUGGUCUAUGCUUCCCAGGAAAUGUUUGGAUCCAGUAGGUAGAGAAUUGUACAGGAUAAUAAUUAUUUGCUUUAGUAAUUACCCCUGUUAUUUAUAGCUCUCAAAACUAUACAUCUCAAAUGGUUACUAGAUCCAAGCCCUAUCUAGCUGGCGAAAGCAAGAGUUUGUUAUAUGUUAACUUGAGCUGAGCUUUCAGAUGCAUGUCACAAAGGAAUAUGACCCAACUUCAAUUCAUGGACAAUGAAAAUCUUUAGAGGCAUUUUAGCUUUGCCUAGCUAUAGGUUUGUUAUUAUUUAAGUGAUAAUCUCAAGAUGUCAUAGAACUUAGACUUUUCAUAUAUCAAACACCUAUUGCAAGUUUCUAUUGAUUUUAUCCAUAGCAACCCCUGCAGUAAUGAUAAAGGCAAAUACUGUCAGAUAUUAUCAAGACGUUAUCAUAGCAGUGACCUCAACACAUACACUUAUUUGUAAAAUCGUUGUCUAGUUCAAAACAUAGAAUUUAGAAACUGUGACCGAAAGGUAUACUGGAAAAUGACAUAUUAUCUUCCGAUGUAUUCACUUGAGAUUCACAGAUGCUGUCAGUGUAAAAAAGUAUCAACAUUCCACAAGUUGUAUCCAUAAAUAAUAUACUGUCCUUGUACCAACAAUGAUUUUGCAAUUGAGUGUAUGUUAUUCAAAUUUCUUUUCUUGCUGAUGAUGUCUCAGAAAUGGAAAGAACCUUGUACUCUGCUGCACUUAAGCGCAAAUUUAAUCAAAGUAAAAUCACAUUUCAAGAAGUAAAUUUUGACAAAUUAGAUUUUAUUUACUCGGACAUUGCUGAGAAAUGAUUUAUAUGCUUGUAGCUAGAUUAGUGUACACAGGAAUUAUGCACGUGUCAUUAUUAAUCAUAAUUACUCCUGUCCCAUCUUACUAUCAAUCCAAUGACAACUUCCAAGGUGAAAUAAAAUCUUAAAAGAUUUAAUGAACUCCCUGGAGAAUGACUGCUUUUAAUAUUCACCUAAACAAUAAAAAAAGAUUAUGCAACUGA
Actinia tenebrosa (Australian red waratah sea anemone) is the source of this 1458-nucleotide messenger RNA. Its product is annotated as microtubule-associated protein 1 light chain 3 gamma-like. Gene Ontology annotation, biological process: autophagy. NCBI's taxonomy places the organism in Eukaryota, Metazoa, Cnidaria, Anthozoa, Actiniaria, Actiniidae. The record is from RefSeq and is a predicted model, not a curated record.